UGAUUUUCAUCCUUGUUUUUGUUGCUCAUAAUCUCGCUAUUUCUCUCUCGCUACAUAUGACCUGUUAGUUACUAUUUUAUGCUUAACUAAUUUAGGAAUUCCAUCGCCCCCCUUUUUUGUUCUGGAAAUUUACUACAUUCUCUCUUCCACCUCCGUCGCAUUCCUUGACAUUGGGAAGAUUCUCUCGCUAGCGGGGAAAUUCGAAUCCAGCACUGCAGCUGCAGCAUUACCAGUGGUGGUGUUCACUUUUGGCCACCGCUCAAGCCAUCAUUUGUCAUUUAUCCCAGAUUUGAAUUCUCGUCUAACCCGCCACCACGACCAUACAACUUAUCAUAUCUCACCUCCUCUUCCUCUUCCUCUCCCCUUCUCCCCUCUCUCCAACAUGUGCGCCGACCGCACCCCCGACCAAGAUCCCGAACCAUCGCCUCACCAAGACCCCAGCAUCAUUGAACCUGAUGACUUCGAUGACAACGACUCCACUUAUCCCGACUCGCUGGACGAUGCCAGCUAUACUUCCAGCCUCGCCUCGAGUGCGAUGAACUAUGCGUAUGAGAACGGUCGCAGAUAUCACUCCUACCACGAGGGUGAAUAUUUAUUACCCAACGACGAACAAGAGCAAGAUCGAAUGGACCUGAGCCAUCAUAUCUACCGCAUGCUACUGAAAGGAGAAUUGCACCGUGCGCCAGUCAAGAAUCCCGCUCGCGUCUUGGAUAUCGGCACCGGCACGGGGAUCUGGGCAAUAGACUUUGCGGAUGAACAUCAUGAAUCAGAAGUGAUCGGCAAUGAUCUCAGUCCUAUCCAACCGUCAUGGAUUCCGCCGAACUGCCGCUUCGAGAUCGACGACUUCGAACAACCGUGGUCGUACAGCAAACCCUUCGACUACAUCCACGGCCGCGAACUGGAGGGGUGCAUCCGCGACGUCGACCGACUGAUGGCCCAGGCCUACGCGAACCUCAAGCCACGCGGAUACUUCGAGAUCGCAUCGAUGGAGGUUAACACCUACUCGGACGACGGCACGCAUCACAAGGCCACGACCCUGCUAGAAGGCAUUAAGUUCAUGCACGACUCGGCGCGGAAAUACGGCAAGGAUAUGCAGAGCGUGCACGGAUGGAAGGAGAAGAUGGAGAAAGCGGGCUUCGUGAACGUGCGGGAGGAUAUCUAUAAGCUCCCGCAAGGCCCCUGGGCGAAAGACCCGAAGAUGAAGGACCUGGGCAAAUUCCACCAGGUCAACAUGCUGGAGGCCAUGGGGCCGUACUGCUAUGCGCUGUUCACGCGGGUGAUGGGCUGGCAGCGGCCCGAGAUCGAGGUCUUCGUCGCUGGCAUCAAGAACGAGCUCCGCGACCCCGGUAUCCACCUCUAUACCAAGGUCCAUAUAGUGUAUGGGCAGAAGCCGGAAUGACAUAUGUAUGAUGUUGAUGAUGGUGAUGAUGGGGUGAUUGAAUGGGCUACGCAUAGCCCGAUGAUGAUUUGGGUGUGGAUGCGUUCCGCUUCCUGUGACGACUUAGCUACCGCUAUUAAUGAGAAUGAU
Messenger RNA from Aspergillus homomorphus CBS 101889, 1528 nucleotides. Its product is annotated as class I SAM-dependent methyltransferase. NCBI's taxonomy places the organism in Eukaryota, Fungi, Ascomycota, Eurotiomycetes, Eurotiales, Aspergillaceae. The record is from RefSeq and is a predicted model, not a curated record. The transcript is spliced from 10 exons. Gene Ontology annotation, molecular function: methyltransferase activity. The coding region runs from base 383 to 1399 and encodes 338 amino acids.